This is a messenger RNA of Penaeus indicus, 357 nucleotides long. RefSeq lists its product as uncharacterized. Lineage: Eukaryota; Metazoa; Arthropoda; Malacostraca; Decapoda; Penaeidae. The transcript is spliced from 2 exons. The record is from RefSeq and is a predicted model, not a curated record. Bases 1 to 357 code for a protein of 118 amino acids.
AUGAUACUUCAGCAUCAAGUGGUUAUAUUGGCAGUCACGAUGACGUUUAUGUCGAUGGUAGCGGCCGGAGGUAGAGGUCGAUAUGGUAGCGGUGGAGGUGAAUUUGGCGGUAGUAGCGGCGGCGCCGGCGGUGGAUACGGUGGAGGUAGCGGAGGAGGAAGCGGAGGUGGCAGUGUAGUCUCUGGAAUUUUGGUUGGCAGUGGAACUCUCUCGGGAGGAGGCGGAGGCGGAGCCGGCGGUGGUUACGGAGGUGGAAGCGGAGGCGGUUUUAGUGGAGGAAGUGGAGGCGGUUUUGGUGGUAGUCACGGAGGUGGAAGCGGAGGCGGAAGCGGAGGCAGCAGAGGAUACGGAGGAUAA